Messenger RNA from Guillardia theta CCMP2712, 2213 nucleotides. RefSeq lists its product as hypothetical. Bases 506 to 2017 code for a protein of 503 amino acids. The transcript is spliced from 4 exons. NCBI's taxonomy places the organism in Eukaryota, Cryptophyceae, Pyrenomonadales, Geminigeraceae. Gene Ontology annotation, molecular function: ATP hydrolysis activity; ATP binding; peptidase activity. The record is from RefSeq and is a predicted model, not a curated record. Gene Ontology annotation, cellular component: HslUV protease complex.
AGGGCGCGCAGGACGCAAGAAUAGUGCGGGACCGAAGGAGAUUGGAUAGAUAGAUGAAGAAUGUGAAACAGAAUCUGUAGAACCUAACAGACGGUAUAUACUAGACGAGGGAGAAAAGUCUUGAUGGCUUUGAUGGGGAAUGAGCAAGAAGUGUAAACUUAAUGAGCAGGUUGACUUUGUUGCAAGGGUAGAAAUGGACCGCCAGGAGACUGGAAGAGAGAUCCUAUAGAUCUGUAGAAAUUCUUUAAGUCAUGCUGAUUCCGUCUGAUCUGAUUGGUUCCUUUAUUCAUGAGGGGGCUGACGGGCCAUGAUUUGCAUUUGAGAGACAAGGGCAGAGUGCUAGUUUGCUACAGCGUACAGAGUGUUUGCAAGAUUGUUGUAUUUGUUGUCUUUGCUUGGCAUAAAAAUCUAUAGCCACCUUGCGAGCUUAAUGUCAAUCUUCCUUCUUGUUUCCGAUGUUCUCUGACCUUUUGCUCUAGUUUCCCCAACUGAUCCACUAGGCAUAAUGCAAAGGGUCUCGGCGCGAGCUCUCCGAUUUGCUACGAGGAGAGAGGCCUCAAAGUUUCUCUCUGGUUCACUUGCAGUUCAGGCUUCCAGGCUAUCAAGACCCAUGGGGGUGUUGAGUUUCCAGUCCAGGAGGAACUUCUCCGCUGGUGCCAACCCAGCUACUACCUCUCCGAUUGAGGUCACCAUCGAGCCGAUGAAAAAGGAUGAUUUCAAUCAGUUGAACAAUGACAUGACUCCAAGACAAAUUGUGGAUUAUCUCAACAAGCACAUUGUUGGACAACAGGAUGCGAAGAGGGCGAUCGCGAUCGCUAUGCGAAACCGAUGGAGACGAAUGAAGUUGGAAAGCCCUCUGAAAGAUGAAGUCAUGCCAAAGAACAUCUUGAUGAUUGGUCCUACAGGGGUAGGCAAAACUGAAAUCGCCCGCCGCCUUGCGAAGCUUGCUGGCGCGCCUUUUAUUAAAGUUGAAGCCACGAAGUAUACCGAAGUCGGCUUUCAUGGCAAGGACGUUGAUACUAUCAUCAAGGAUUUGGUAGACAUUGCUGUAGUGCUGCAGCGGAACAAGAUGAAGGAACAAUUGAAGCAGGAAGUCGCGAUCGCUGUGGAAAACAGAAUUCUUGAUAUUCUUGCUGGGGAUGUUGCACAGUCAAGCACCAAAGAAUCUUUCCGUGCAUUGUUGCGUGAGGGCGCGCUUGAGGACCGCACAAUCGAAAUCGAUCUGCCUGUCAACCCUGGGAAUCGCAAUCCGCAAGAUAAUCGUGGAUUUCAAUUCGGCGAUUUUGUCCUCAAGAUGGACAAUACUAUGGGCAACAAGACUCAGACGAAGAAGAUGAAGAUCUCUGAAUGCAGACCCAUCUUGGAAGACCUUGAAGCUGACAGGAUGAUGAAUUCGGAGACGAUUGAGCGCGAUGCGAUCAAGAAUACAGAAGAAAAUGGAAUUGUGUUCAUUGAUGAGAUCGACAAGAUUAUUGAUUCUUACAGCUACGGGGCUGAUGCUAGUGCUGAAGGUGUUCAGAGGGAUCUUCUUCCUUUGAUCGAAGGAUGUUCGAUCAGCACCAAGUAUGGAAACGUGAAGACAGACCAUAUUCUUUUCGUCUGCUCUGGAGCAUUUCACUCGGCCAAACCUUCAGACUUGCUCGCUGAGCUGCAAGGAAGGCUGCCCAUUCGCGUUGAAUUGAAGCCUUUGACCAAAGAAGACCUUUUCUUGAUCCUUACCGUGCCGGAGUCAAAUUUGAUCAAGCAGCAAAUUGCCCUCCUUGGGACCGAAAAUGUACAGUUGGUGUUCCCAGAGGAAGCUGUCAGGGACAUUGCGAACAUCGCGUUUGAGAUGAAUACUACUAUCGAGAAUAUUGGUGCACGUAGAUUGCACACGGUCCUUGAGAAGAUCGUCGAUGAGAUCUCGUACACUGCAGACGAUCAUGCAAGCCAAGAGUUCAAGAUCACGAAAGAGUAUGUUCAAGAAAGGGUGAAGGAGAUCAUGGUCAAGAGUGACCUGACGAGAUACGUCUUGUAAAAUUCCAUGAGAUAAUCAUGUCGCGGUGCAUGUUGAUAUCUACAUUCAUUCUUUGUCGAUGUAACCUUCUUACCAUUCCUGAGGCUGAUCUCCGUUACCUAUUCAUACGGGGCUAAUGGUUGCUUGUUGAUAUAAAGUAUCCUAGAUAUUCGAAUGCCAUUCCUCCUUGAAAUGAAAGGAGUAUUGGCUGAGUGAU